This is a messenger RNA of Gamsiella multidivaricata, 531 nucleotides long. RefSeq lists its product as uncharacterized. The record is from RefSeq and is a predicted model, not a curated record. The coding region runs from base 92 to 322 and encodes 76 amino acids. The transcript has a single exon. Lineage: Eukaryota; Fungi; Mortierellomycota; Mortierellomycetes; Mortierellales; Mortierellaceae.
GUUGAUUUUAUUAUUAUUCUUUUGGUUCACAUUCCACUUCUUGCGUGCCUUCGGUUGGACAAGGACGAAUCUCCUGCUUUUUUACUUUCUAAUGCCAACCCUUGCUGCUCACACCGCCAGCUUAUCCGUCUGUCUGCCGUACGCUACGGCGUGUGCUUUUUCUUCUGGCCGACCUCUUCUUCUUCAGCCCUAUCCCUAUCCCCAUCCCUCGUGUCCCCAUCCAUCGCUCGCCUUUGUCCUACUUUGUUUUUCCUUAACCCCAUGUCCAGUUGCUGGGUGCUACCACGCGCUCCAAAACAUUCCACCAUCUUUUGUUUGCUGAUGCUAUCCCCUAGUUCCUCGUAUGUUUCCCCCCUGUGUCAUGCUAGGCCUGUGGGUCGGGUUGUUCCUCAUGAUAAAAAAAAAAGCCUUUACAACUGCUUCACCCAAUUCUUAUGUAGUGGAGGGCGAUGCGAGUGGAAUGAUAAAAUUCAAAUAAAAUAAAAAAUAAUAAUGAAGUGGAGCAUGGAGCAUGGAGAAUGGCAAAGGGUG